UAAAGUAUCGCAAAAAUGCCCGCUGCUUGUAGACUAUCAAUUACUUAUCAUUUACGUUCAAUCCACACUGGAACAGUUCCAACUACUCGAUUAUCUGUCACUGUAUUUCCGGACUAAAUGAUUUAAAACUUAAUAUUUUAUAACAAAUUGUGCUCGCAUAUAACAUAUAAAGGGAUUUUGGACACCUUCUUGCAUAGUGUUGGAGUUAAAGAGAACAUACUUCAUAAGUGUGYAAACAUUAGUGUCGUAUGGUAAGCACUGAUCUCUGCAAAGCUAACGAUGAAGGUGCCUCAUAUAUUGAUCUUGGCUUUUUGUUUUUUGUUACUAAAUGAAAGCUGCUCUUUCUCCAAAGGAAAGCCACCAAGUUUUUGCUCAUUUGACAAUGGGUUUUGCGGAUUUGUUAAUGAUCAAUCUGGCACCGAUGACUUUGACUGGAUACGACUAAAACAUGCAGGAGAAACGGUCACAAGAUUUCGCAUUACAAGAUAUUUAAUAAGACAUAUUAGUAGACCAAUAGGUGGGUUUCACAUUCCUGGUUUCCCUUUCUAUGGGCGUCCUGUAUGGGAAACGAAGAAGGUUCCCUAUCUUGUGAAUAUACGUGGGCCUACGAGAGAUACUACUGGAAAAGGAUUUUUUUUGUACUCAAAGCCCCGACAAGAAAGUGCGAAAG
Molecule: messenger RNA, 670 nt
Organism: Actinia tenebrosa (Australian red waratah sea anemone)
Lineage: Eukaryota; Metazoa; Cnidaria; Anthozoa; Actiniaria; Actiniidae
Product: antigen WC1.1
Cellular component (GO): membrane
Molecular function (GO): calcium ion binding
Source: RefSeq, a predicted model, not a curated record